This is a messenger RNA of Salvia miltiorrhiza (redroot sage), 960 nucleotides long. RefSeq names its product probable steroid-binding protein 3. The record is from RefSeq and is a predicted model, not a curated record. The transcript has a single exon. Gene Ontology annotation, cellular component: membrane; endomembrane system. NCBI's taxonomy places the organism in Eukaryota, Viridiplantae, Streptophyta, Magnoliopsida, Lamiales, Lamiaceae. The coding region runs from base 388 to 792 and encodes 134 amino acids.
GGUAAGUUUUUAUUCAUUAUUUAAUUAAAAAAGUCAAAGAUUCUUUACAAAAAAGUGGGACCCUUUCUCCACUCAACUAAUAAAAAUACAUUUUUUCUUAAAACCCGUGUUUUUUUCCCUAGGCCUUUAAUUGGUGGACGGAUGGAGUACUAAGUAACUACUAAUAGCCGUGGUUGAACAUGGAGCCAAGACUUGCUUGAAAAUGUGACUACAAAUUUAGUAAAAAUAUAAAAAUAUGUGAGUCUCGCCUACCAAUUUUUAUUUUUAUUUUUUAGAUAAAGAAAUUAAAUGGCCGUAUCAUAGGAAAUUCGAAUCCAAAAUCUUUAAUCUUAGACAUUAACCCCUUACUGCUUAGCCAACACACGCACACCUCGCCUACCAAAUUUGAUGCAAAGGACCAAAGCCCAUCCCUUGAACACCCUCACCAGACACCAAUACUACACACACUCUCUCUCUCUUAAUCCGAAUUUCUCCAAGGGAAAAUCAAUGGAGCUCACUCCCAAGCAGCUGGAAGCCUACGAUGGCUCCGAUCCGUCGAAGCCCAUCUAUGUGGCCGUUCGCGGCAACAUCUACGACGUCACCACCGGCAAGUCCUUCUACGGCCCCGGCGGCGCCUACGCCGUCUUCGCCGGCAAGGACGCCAGCCGCGCCCUCGCCAAGAUGAGCAAGGACGAGAGCGACGUCGUUCCUAACCUCGACGGCCUCACCGAAAAGGAGAUCGGCGUUCUCGUUGACUGGGAGAAGAAGUUCCAGGACAAGUAUCGUGUCGUUGGCACCGUUACCAAUAAUUAGGGGUUUUUUCAUAUAUUGACCUAAUUUGAUGAUAUGGAUUGAUUGAUUGAUGUUUCGAUCAAUCGGUGUAUUUAUGGAACCGCAAGCUUUUCAUGUGUUGUUUGUUGUAUUUAUGUGGAUAUUUUGUUGAAUGAUAAAUAAAUUGCAGUGCUGAAUAUUGUUGUUUAA